Dipodomys ordii (Ord's kangaroo rat) is the source of this 2998-nucleotide messenger RNA. RefSeq names its product CUB domain containing protein 1 (gene Cdcp1). The record is from RefSeq and is a predicted model, not a curated record. Lineage: Eukaryota; Metazoa; Chordata; Mammalia; Rodentia; Heteromyidae. Bases 89 to 2593 code for a protein of 834 amino acids. The transcript is spliced from 9 exons.
GCCUGGGUGGUGCCCACGGCUCCCCAGCUCCCAGCCAAACUGCCAGGGAUUGACCGCCCCCCCUGAAGCCAAGACACCCCCCAGAGCCAUGGCUGGCUUUCACCACGGGGUCCACAUCGCACUGUUGGGGGCCCUGCUCCUGGCUGGGGCUCUCAGGACAGAGGCUUCUGAGAUCGUGGUCCCGCCGGGGAGUGGCAUGACCGUUCUCAUAAAGCAGGGGACCCCAACUGCGGCUGGGAGACCCUGCUACAUCAUCGUGGCUCGUAGGCAGGUGACCAUGUUGCUCGUCAAACCUGGAGAAAAAGUCUCGAUCGUCUUCAGCUGCCCGGAUCCAGAGAGGUACUUUGUUCUGGAGAUCCAGAAAAACAUCGAUUGCAUGUCAGGCCUGUGUCCUUUGGGGGAGGUUCGACUUCAGCCCCCGACAUCAGAAUUACCCAGACUCAACAGAACUUUCAUCUGGGAUGUGAAAGCCCAUAAGAGCGUGGGCCUGGAGCUGCAGUUUCCCCUGCCCCGACUGAGACAGAUCGCGCCCGGCGAGAAGUGUCAAGAUGGGACCUCUUACUCCAUCAGCGGCCGCAUCGAUGCCACCGUGGUCCAAAUCGGAACCUUCUGUAGUAACGGCACCGUGUCCCGGAUCAAGACACAAGAGGGUGUGAAAGUGGCCUUGCACCUGCCUUGGUUCCUCUCCAGAAACACCUCUGGUUUCAACAUCACCAAUCGAUCAUCGUCUAUAAAACGCCUGUGCAUCAUCGAAUCUGUGUUUGAGGGUGAGGGCUCAGCUACCUUGAUGUCUGCCAAUUACCCGGAAGCCUUUCCUGAGGACGAGCUGAUGACCUGGCAGUUUGUCAUCCCUGCCCACCUGCGGGCCAGUGUCUCCUUCCUCAACUUCAGCGUCUCCAACUGCGAGCGGAAGGAGGAGCGUGUGGAAUACUAUAUUCCCGGAUCCACCACCAACCCGGAGGUGUUCAAGCUGGGGGAUAAACAGCCUGGGAACAUGGCAGGAAACUUCAAUCUCUCCCUCCAGGGCUGUGAUCAAGAUGCCCAAAGCCCUGGCAUCCUCAGGCUACAGUUUCAAGUUUUGGUCCAACAUCCACAGAAUGAAAGCAAUAAAACCUACGUGAUUGACCUGAGCCAAGAACGAAGCAUGUCACUCACCAUUGAGCCCCGACACCUCAAACAUGGCCGCAAGUUUGUCCCUGGCUGUUUUGUGUGUCUAGAAUCUCGGACCUGCAGUACCAAUGUCACCCUGACAGCGGGCUCCAAACACACCAUAUCUUUCCUUUGUGAUGACCUGACUCGUUUGUGGGUGAACGCAGAGAAAACUAUAAGCUGCCUGGACCCCCGAUAUUGCUACAAGAGAUCCUAUUCUCUGCGGGUACCUGGCUACAUCCUUCAACUACCAGUAGAGCUGCGUGACUUCUCGUGGAAGCUGCUGGUACCCAAGGACCAGCUCAGCCUGGUAAUAGUGCCAGCCCAGAAGCUCCAGCAACACACACAAGAGAGAGUCUGCAACACAAGCUACAGCUAUCUUGUGGGCAGUAGCACGGGCAGCCAUGACUUUGGUUACUUCUGUCUUGGAGGUUCCAUUGAGCGGAUCCUGGUGAAGGAGAACAGCUCCGUGACCCUGCGUACAUUUACCUCUAGCUUCCUGCAAGAUGUCUCCAGACAGAGCCUCACUGUGUCCUUCAUCCCAAACUUGAAAGAAGAAGGCAUUUUCACAGUGACCCCAGAUACUACAAGUAAAGUGUACCUGCGGACUCCUAACUGGGAUCGAGGCAUGCCAGCUCUCUCCUCGGUAUCCUGGAACAUCAGUGUGCCUCGUGAGCAGGAAGCCUAUCUGACCUUCUACCGGGAGCGGUCAGGUGUGGUGUGCCAGUCUGGCCGUGCAUACAUGAUCAUCCAGGAGCAGCAGAGCCAGGCCGAGGAAAUCUUCAGCUUGGAAGAUGAUAUCCUCCCCAAACCUAGAUGCUACCAUCACAGCUUUUGGGUCAAUAUCUCUAACUGUAGCCCUGCGAGCAGCAAGCAGCUCAAUCUCCUCUUCUGGGUGACUCUUACCCCAAGGACUCUAGACCUGCCAGUGAUCAUCAUCGCCGUGGUCGGAGGUGGAGUUGUGUUGCUCACUGUCCUUCUACUCAUUAUUUGCUUGUUGAAGAAAAAGAAAAAGCAGCUCAACAAAGGUCCGGUGGUGGGAAUCUACAAUGGCCACAUCAACACCCAGAUGCCCAGACAGCCGAGAAAGUUCCCGAAAGGUCGGGCAGACAAUGACUCCCACGUGUACGCCGUCAUCGAUGACUGCAUGGUGUAUGGGCAUUUGCUACAGGAAGGAUCGAAUGGGUCCUUUCUCCGACCGGAAGUGGACACCUACCGUCCUUUCCAGGGCCCAAUGGGGGACUGCCCCCCAUCUCCACCUCCCAUAGGCUCCAGGGCCCCAACUACAAAGUUGAGCAACGAUGAAGCUCUCCCUUGUGCCCCUCCAGAGUCGGAAAGUGAACCUUAUACCUUUUCACAUCCUCAUCCACAUGACGGAAGCCAAAGAGACACAGAUAUACCUUUGCUGGAGACCCAACAGCCCGAAAAACCAGCAGCAGAAUAACUUUAGCAUCCUUCUAGAGACUUUGCGGAGAUAUACAGCGCCAAGAGAUCCCCUUAACCAGAACCUCCUCCAAGAAAAGGGAUCGAAUAGGGGAAGAGGGAAGAAGGGAUCCUGAGUGCCACGAACUUCCAAUUAUCUAGUGGACUUGCUCUGGUCACGAAGCAGAAGCGAUGGAUUUUGGCUGGGGUUAGUGUCUGGUCAUGAGGGUUCAUGGCUGUGUGAAUUCUAAACCUGGCUCGUGUUGUGGAGUAGAUGUGUUGACAGGAGAGAGAUUUGCACGGUCUAGCACGGGGCAGCCCUAAGCCCUGGGUUCAGCUCAUUUGUCACCUUGAAGUGACAAUUUGUGCAUGUGUUUGUGUGUGCGCAUGCACAUGCAUCCUGGGGCUUGAACUCGGGGCCCAGAUA